AUGACUUUGAUUAGCGACGAAAUCAAAAAGGACCACCGCGACCUCGAAGAGGCCUACAACCACAUUCUGAACGCGACGACCGACGAUGAGAAGCACCGGUGGCAGAACCAGUUCACCUGGGAACUGGCUCGCCACUCCAUUGGCGAAGAACUCGUCGUCUACCCGGCUUUUGAGAAACAUCUCAGUGAUGGCAAAGCUAUGGCCGACAAGGACAGGGCGGAACACAAGACUGUGAAAGACCAGCUAGAAAAGUUCCAGAAUCUCAAGGCAAAGGAUGCGGAGUUUGUUCCCACCAUCAAAGGGCUCUGGGCGUCUCUCUCCGAGCACAUUAAGGAGGAGGAAGAACAUGACCUCGUCAAGCUCGAAGCGGCUCUAGACCAGGCACACUCGGAGAGCAUGGUCGGCUCCUUCAAGCGUACCAAGAUGUUCCUCCCAACUCGCAGUCACCCAUCCGCGCCCGACAAACCCCCCUUCGAAACAGUAGCCGGACUGCUCGCGGCUCCGAUGGACCAUAUCAGAGAUUUGUUCAGGAAGUUCCCGCACGAGGCUUCGAGUGAUAUCCCACCAUAA
Messenger RNA from Aspergillus saccharolyticus JOP 1030-1, 570 nucleotides. Its product is annotated as HHE domain protein. The transcript is spliced from 2 exons. NCBI's taxonomy places the organism in Eukaryota, Fungi, Ascomycota, Eurotiomycetes, Eurotiales, Aspergillaceae. The coding region runs from base 1 to 570 and encodes 189 amino acids. The record is from RefSeq and is a predicted model, not a curated record.